AUGUUUCUAAGCUCACGAUUUCUUCGCUCCGUCCGCUACCAACCCAAUUCAACCACGGCAUCGCUCCUGAUCAACGCGCUCAUGAAGCCGGUCUGCCUUGGUCGAUUUCGACCGAUGAUCCUGCUUUUCAACCGGCCGAACAUCCCCUCCAUACUCGGCAUAGGCAGCACUCGACAGAGUCACAGCCUUGGGACGGGGGGCAGGCGGCAUUCAUCUUCGGCAGCAGGGGGGAAGAAGGGAGGAGGAAUCCAGAAAGGGGGAAGCGGGGGCAAUAAUGACCAGUUUGGUAAAGGCGAUGCGGGGAACGGGAGAGGUGGCGAUGGGAAGUCGGUCAGCGGAGAAUCAAAGGAUGGCAGUUACCAGACCGUCAGCCCAGCUACAAUUCAGGUAUACUCUGAUCCAACCCUGGCCAGGACAGUGCGUGAACUUUCGGUUGUCCUCCAGAGGCUCCGCAACCAACUCAAGAACCUCAAAGAGGACGUUGAAGACACUGCCUUUGAGCUCCUGAAGCAGGGCCAGAAUCAGGCCACUUUGGACAAGGUGUUCAAGGAAGCCUGCACGCUGUCUUCAGAGAGCUCAAAGGCAGUCAAGGAACAGACACGGGUCCAGACCGUCAUGGAAAAGAACCUCGAGUUCUUCUCUAGAAUGUCUGCAAGCCAUGACAACCAGAUCCGAGAUUCUAUCCUGCGGUUAAACGAGUGCGACCGCCGCCUGGAGGUGGCUCUCUCCAAGCUGGACUAUGUCAGUUCUUCCCUGCGGCGUGUUAAGAGGUUGGUGACGGAGGACGUCAAAUGGGACCUUCAGGAACUCAGGUUGGCCAUCAAGAUUGCCAGGAAUGAGACUAGGAAUAUCAAAAAUGCUCUGGUACGUGAAGGAAUCGUUGUGCAUUCCUCUCACCCCAUUCAAAGCAGUAAAAGUGAAACUUUGAAGAGUAAUGAAGUCGCACUGAUUAAACAAGAAUGAUGAAAAUUCAUAGCCGAUGGAAAUCAUAAAAUUCAUACAAUAAAAGUUAAGAAUUUAUUGUUUGAUUCAUCUUUAGUUUUAAAAAAUGUUUAAAUUGUGAAACUUGAAAAUGUUUUGAACACUUUCAGAUGUGUCAUUUUGUCAUCAGACGACUGAUGGCAUAAUAUAUUUAUUGAGUAGACAUGAAAUGUAAUAGAAAAUAAGUAUUUCUAUAGGGGAAAUUCUUGAGCACAUGAAUUAUACAUUUUGUGUCUGAGAAGCAGUGAAUAGUCUGGAAUCAAAAGUAAAAUUGAGUUUGUUUUCAAGAAUCAUGAUAUACUUACUAGCAGUGCUGUUAAUAGUACAAUAUUUAUCUCACAUUGGAUAAAUGCAAGGAAGAUUAAACAUUGUAAAUUUUUUCCUGAAUGAGGUGGUCCCAAAUACUACCAGAAUAAUUUUUUUUGAGCGUUGUAAGUCUUCUGAUCGGAAGUUAAGCCCCCAUGGGAUAGAAAUCAGGGGCAGUACUCGGUUUUUAACAUAUUUGUAUGUUGGGCUUUAUUACAAAUCAUCAAAAUAUUUACACAUUUUUUCAAAAGCUUGACCACAAAAAGGCAGUCACACUUAUGAUUGACGUAGAUUUGGUCAGUUUGAUACAAGAUAACAUCGUCUAUCUUGAAGCCAGAAGAGCGAAAACAAACACAGAGUGAAUGCCAUUAUGGCUCCUAACUCCACUGCUAAUGUAAUUCUUUGACACAAGUCUGACUAAUUUAAGCUUUCUUCUGUGUUCAUGUUUAUAAAUGGAUAUUUCCCCAAUUAUCAAAAUUUCAUAUACAAUGCUCAGGAGUAUGAUUUGAAACACAUAUCAUAUCUACCUCAGAAGCUAUGCUUCAGAAUUCAGCAUUAAUUGAACGGUUCCCUAGACUGAACUGAACA
This is a messenger RNA of Strongylocentrotus purpuratus (purple sea urchin), 1875 nucleotides long. RefSeq lists its product as uncharacterized. The record is from RefSeq and is a predicted model, not a curated record. Bases 1 to 963 code for a protein of 320 amino acids. NCBI's taxonomy places the organism in Eukaryota, Metazoa, Echinodermata, Echinoidea, Camarodonta, Strongylocentrotidae. The transcript is spliced from 2 exons.